AUGGGAAACCCCCUAUCGCCAACAAUUGCAAAUAUUGUACUUGACACACUACUGGACGAUGUAAUUGACGAAUUAAGGGCUAAUAAUAUAGAGAUUAAGUUUAUCACUAAGUAUGUGGAUGACUUGUUUGCGAUUAUAAGGAAAUCGGACGAAGAGAAGAUAUUAAAAACAAUGAACGUUUAUCACAAUAAGAUACAAUUUACAAUAGAACGCGAGAAGAAUAUGUCAAUACCGUAUCUGGACAUCAAUAUCAUCAAGGAUAAUGGAAGAAUAAGGACAAAUUGGUACACGAAACCCACAUCUUCAGGUAGAAUGGUUAACUUCAACUCUACACAACCAUUGAAAAUGAAGAUAAGUACAGCGACGAAUUUAAUAAGGAAAGUAUUACAGAUAAGUGAUGUUGAAUACAGGAAAACCAAUAUUAAUAGAAUAAGAAAAAUACUUACAAAGAAUAGUUACCCAACAUAUAUGACGAACAAUUUAAUCAACAAAGUACUAAAAUAUGAAAAACAGCAGAAAAAUCCAAACACUGAGGAGGAAAAAGUUUUUUACAGUGUACCAUUUAUUCCCAAACUAACGGAGACAAAAACAAUGAAGAGAAUGAUCACAGAGAAAACAACAACAAUAGCUUACAAAUCAAAUAUGACACUGAGGCAUCUAUUUACAAACAACAAAACAAAAAUUGACAAACUUAAGAGUGAUAAUGUGGUCUAUGAGAUAAAAUGUGACGGUAAUGAAAGGGAGAGAUGUAACUUGGUUUACAUUGGUACGACAAAGAGAAUGUUGGGGACGAGAGUUAAUGAACACAAGACAGAUAUUGAAAAAGGAAAAAUAACGACGGCAUUAUCUCUGCAAGUAAAGGAGUGCAAUCAUAAGAUGGAUUUUGACAAUAUUAAGAUAUUGGACAGAGAACAAAAAGAGAACAAACGAUACACUCUUGAAAGCUUAAGAAUACAACAAAAAAUACACAAUACAAUGAACACGAAAGAGGACAAGGAUAACACAAAACUGCAAUAUUCCGCUGCAAUAUUUAAUUAUUAA
Calliphora vicina (urban bluebottle blowfly) is the source of this 1041-nucleotide messenger RNA. RefSeq lists its product as uncharacterized. Bases 1 to 1041 code for a protein of 346 amino acids. NCBI's taxonomy places the organism in Eukaryota, Metazoa, Arthropoda, Insecta, Diptera, Calliphoridae. The record is from RefSeq and is a predicted model, not a curated record. The transcript has a single exon.